AUGGCUCCGUUCCGCAACAGGGAUCGGUCCAACAGAUCUGGGCGUGGUCAGGUGGAGCAUAAUGUGCUCGAAGGACUUCCAAUCAACCAGUACCGAGAAGUUGAGAUAACCAUUGGGCCAAACACCACCGAAAUCAAACAGCUGGAUCAGGAUGAUUGGCCGGCCCUCCCCAUGCCCCGGGACUCUCACUUACUGCCUGAGCAUUCCCAACAGAUCCUUGCCAGAGCGAGGGCUCCUCGCAUCUACAAGCCUCCAGCGCCAGUAGAAGAGGACAAAGAGAUCAUGGAUGAAGAAGAGGAGCAUAAGGAGGUACGACAAGGCUUUACUGUCAAGAAGUGGAUGAAAGUACCGAGGCAUCUUGAAGAGUCAGAACCAGAGUAUCUAGCCAAGCGACGCAAAGGCCUUCCUUCGCAGUAUGUCAAUGGCGCCGCUAUGAUCCAGCCCACCCCCAUGAGAGAAACAAAGGUCAAGAAAACCGAUGCAGAGGGCAAUGUGAAUGUUUACAAGGUUUUGGUACCAGAAGGUCAAGCUGUGGAAGGCGAAGUACAACCGACCGACGCCGUCACUGACGCAGCAAUCCCAGCCCCAGGAACUGUUGUAGAAGGCGUUGGUGUUGUGAACGCCGAAGGUGUGGUCGUAGCAAAUGAUCUAUUACAGCAAACUCCGCCUAGAAGACGGCCCCCUCCACCCAAAAAGAAGAAGAAGAGCGGACCCGGACGAGGCAAAAAGAAAGUUUUGUUUGCGGAAGGGACUACAGAGCAAGGAACACCCAUUUCGAGCACAGGCAGCGAGCUGCUCACCGUGCCGGGUGUCAAACAAGAGGGGUCAGUCGAACCAUCUGAGGGGGGAGAUACUCCGAUGCCAGACGCUGGAGACGAAGACGAGGGAUCUGGAGAAGAAGGCUCGGACGAUGAUGAUCAUGAAGACCACGAGGAACAGGAAGGAAACGAGGACCACGAGGAAACACCUGUGCAAGCGAUCCCCAUUUCGACAGCAUCCGCCCCGCCAACAAACGUUCCUGAUGUUGAACAAGCGGAUACUCGUAUGGCUGAUGCACCACCCCUUGCAGAAGCUGCGCCCGUAGCCGCGACUGAGCCGGAUCAACCAAUUCAAGCUUUAGCUCCUGCAGGAAACAUUACAGCUGUUGGGCACAGCGAACCUUCCUUGCAACCGUCUGUUGAACAGCAAUCAGAAGAGGCACCUCGUCGGGACCCAUCGAGUUCUCCAGAACUCCCUCUCUCAGCCGUGUCGCAUAGCCGCCACAAUUCCCUCAAUCAGCUAACACCGAUCUUUACCCCGGAGACUUCGACAGUUCAAGAGUUGGGUGUGCCACUGGGGUCUACUGUCGUCCCAGAGCCUUCUGAUCCCGAAGUAGUGCUUGGAAAAGCGCCCGAGGUGACACUCGAAGCAGCUCCCGGAGCAGCAUCAGAAGCGCCUCGUACUGAAGGAGUAGUGGCACCGGCUACAGUUGACAAAGAAGUUUCAUCGGCUACGAAUGUGGAGCAAUCAGCGGACGGCGCGCCCACGCCGGACGGCGAGCCUGACUUGCUCGGGAGCCUCGAGAGGCAGCUGGAGAAAGAUAGUGAGACAAUGGGCGCGAACUGA
Paraphaeosphaeria sporulosa is the source of this 1605-nucleotide messenger RNA. RefSeq lists its product as uncharacterized. The transcript is spliced from 2 exons. Bases 1 to 1605 code for a protein of 534 amino acids. The record is from RefSeq and is a predicted model, not a curated record. NCBI's taxonomy places the organism in Eukaryota, Fungi, Ascomycota, Dothideomycetes, Pleosporales, Didymosphaeriaceae.